AUGAAUGGCACCGAAGGAGAGAACUUCUAUAUACCCAUGUCCAACAAGACAGGUGUGGUCAGGAGCCCAUUCGAAUACCCGCAGUACUACCUGGCUGAGCCUUGGAAAUUCUCACUGCUGGCAGCCUACAUGUUCUUCCUCAUUAUAACAGGGUUCCCCAUCAAUUUCCUCACCCUGUACGUCACCAUCCAACACAAGAAACUUCGGCAGCCCCUUAACUAUAUCCUCCUCAACCUGGCUGUUUCUGAUCUCUUCAUGGUCCUUGGUGGAUUCACUACCGCCAUCAUCACCGCAAUGAAUGGCUAUUUCAUCUUCGGACCAGCUGGUUGUAACUUUGAAGGCUUCUUUGCCACACUUGGAGGUGAGAUCUCUCUCUGGUCGCUUGUGGUUCUUGCUAUUGAACGAUACGUGGUUGUCUGUAAACCCAUGAGCAACUUCAGAUUUGGCAGUCAACACGCCAUUAUGGGCGUGACCUUCACAUGGAUCAUGGCAUUGGCUUGUGCCUUCCCCCCACUAGUCGGAUGGUCCAGGUUCAUCCCCGAGGGAAUGCAGUGCUCAUGUGGAAUCGAUUACUACACCUUGAAGCCUGAAGUGUACAAUGAAUCCUUUGUCAUCUACAUGUUUGUUGUACAUUUCAGCAUCCCCCUGACUGUUAUCUUCUUUUGCUAUGGCCGCCUCGUCUGCACAGUCAAAGAGGCCGCAGCCCAGCAACAGGAAUCAGAAACCACCCAGAGAGCUGAGCGGGAGGUCACUCGAAUGGUUAUCAUCAUGGUGUUUGCUUUCCUCAUCUGUUGGUUGCCGUACGCCUCUGUGGCAAUCUACAUCUUCACCAAUCAAGGCAGCGAAUUCGGGCCAGUCUUCAUGACCAUCCCAGCAUUCUUUGCCAAAAGCUCAGCUCUGUACAACCCUCUCAUUUACAUCCUGAUGAACAAACAGUUCCGUAACUGUAUGAUCACCACGAUCUGCUGUGGCAAGAAUCCAUUCGAAGAGGAUGAGUCUGCCUCAGUUAGUGCCAGUAAGACUGAGGCUUCAUCCGUCUCCUCCAGCCAGGUGGCCCCUGCGUAAAUGUGCCAGCUCGCCAGGCACAGGUUGGCACGUGGUGUUGAAGCUGAAUUUUCCAAACAAAACAAGCCAUCUUGUUGAGAUUCGAAGGACCAUGAUUUCAAAACCAGUCCAAGUGUUCUAAAGUAGUGGAACUUUUCAUCUGCAUGGUGAAGAUUUGAACAGAAUUUGAACAAAACUUCCAUCUUGAGCUUUGUGAUUUAAACAGUGGCAGUGAGUCUCCCACACUGUCACGUUGUCAGGGUAUUGUGCACUCUAAAUCCACCCAGAUGUCUAGGAACCCCCACCCACCCCCAUUAUAUUUAAAGCUCAGAUCCUUUCUCAAAUAAGCCCUCCUACUGGCGAUACUCCAAUGUAAUUUCCCUGUACAGGUCUGAUUUAGCUAAUGUAGAAACCG
Rhincodon typus (whale shark) is the source of this 1459-nucleotide messenger RNA. Its product is annotated as rhodopsin. Gene Ontology annotation, biological process: phototransduction; G protein-coupled receptor signaling pathway; visual perception. Gene Ontology annotation, cellular component: photoreceptor outer segment; membrane. The record is from RefSeq and is a predicted model, not a curated record. NCBI's taxonomy places the organism in Eukaryota, Metazoa, Chordata, Chondrichthyes, Orectolobiformes, Rhincodontidae. Bases 1 to 1065 code for a protein of 354 amino acids. Gene Ontology annotation, molecular function: G protein-coupled receptor activity. The transcript is spliced from 5 exons.